This is a messenger RNA of Ipomoea nil (Japanese morning glory), 1469 nucleotides long. Its product is annotated as F-box/FBD/LRR-repeat protein At1g13570-like. The coding region runs from base 228 to 1448 and encodes 406 amino acids. Gene Ontology annotation, molecular function: protein binding. The record is from RefSeq and is a predicted model, not a curated record. Lineage: Eukaryota; Viridiplantae; Streptophyta; Magnoliopsida; Solanales; Convolvulaceae. The transcript is spliced from 4 exons.
UAUAUAUCCAAUUACUUGAAACUAGAGUAGAGUAUAAAAAUAUACGACUUAUAAUGAUCUAUAUAUUACUAUAUUUGUUAUUGUACGUUAUCUCAAGAGGAAUAGCAUUCUGUUUCCCUUCGGCUUCCCUAACCCGCAAAGGCCCAAACAUCAGAGUUGAAAGAAUAGAAUAGAACGAUUUUAGCUUUUGAUUUCGACUGAAGCAGCCUCAUUAUUCUUUCAAUUUAAUGGCUCGACGUCGGCGACUCAAAACACUACUGGAUGCAAGUAGGGAUUUAAUAAGUGAGCUGCCGAUAGAGGUAAAGGAUAGAGUUUUGGAGUGUUUGCCCACCCGAGACGCCGCCAGAACUGCUCUGCUCUCAAGGCACUGGAAUGAUGUUUGGUUGCAGCAUGGGCAACUUGCGUUGGAUCGGAAAUUCUUCAAAAGUGUCCGAAAGCGCCAAGAUGAUGAAGGUAGAACCCGCGUGAACAUAAUCAACAAUAUCAUCUUUCUCCGUACUGGGCCGAUUAAGAAAUUUACUCUACACAUUCCUUGUGCUAAUCCUAUGCCGCAACAGUCUGAUUUUGAUAGGUGGUGUCGUUUUCUGUCAAGAAAUGGUGUAGAGGAACUUGACUUAUUGUUAUAUAAUGAUCUAGAGCCAGAAUAUCAGCUGCCAUUUUGUUUACUCUCUUGCAGGACAAUUAAGCAACUCAAAGUCCAAGGUCCCUCUAUUGAUUUGCCAGUAAAUGCUUGUGAUAUAUUUUCCAAUGUCACUUCAUUAGAGUUUUUUUAUGUUGAAUUUAAGCGCGGCGUUAAUGGAAUUGCCUCUAGUAUUAGUAUUCCUAAGCUUGAGAAGCUGUCUUUCAAGCAUUGUGUAGGGAUCAAUAAGUUUGAGAUCAGUCCUCCAAAGCUUGAAAUCUUGUGUGUUAUUAGUUCUAUGCAUGGUGUUGUCAUUGAGUCGAGAUGGUUGGCACCGCAUUUGAAACUCAUUAAGACUCUUUGGUUGUCUGGCCCUUCGUUGAUGUGUAUGGAUGCAUCUAUGUUUCCAAGUGCAAUAAAUCUGCAAGUGAUGAAGCUAUAUGGAUUAAAUUUUGGUUGUCCAAAGCAGCUUGCCGUUGUUAUGCAAUUGCUUACAAAAUGUCCUAACCUAUGUGAACUGCAUAUUUUGGAGAGCGAGUUCGGUCUGAAGGAUGACAAAGAAGUUGCUUCAAGGCUUUUGGAGGAUCCAAAUAGUUGCUUUGUUAGUCAUGAGCUGAAGAUUCUUAACACAAUCAAGAUUGAAUCGAACUGUGCAUCCGCACUCCAAAUGCUUUUUAUAAUAAUGUUGCUCUCAAAAUCUCCUGCGCUAGAGAGAUUUAUUCUGAAGUUUUGGGGUAUGAAUGCCCCCGAGGUGAGAAAAAUCCAAAGGAAGUUGGAAUGCUUUCCGCGUGCAUCUUCAAACGCACAUAUUGUCUUUCACGGACAAUGAGAAUGAUUCUAUGGGUAUGGA